AUGGAUACUGGGUCCCCGGGGCCAGCAGGGCAUGUACGGUCCGAAAGGAGAUGAGGGUCUCCGUGGCUUUAAGGGCCUUAAAGGACCAAUAGGAUUACAGGGCAUGCCCGGUCUACCAGGAGAGAAGGGUGAGAGUGGCCAUGUGGGACUAAUGGGUCCACCUGGUCAACAAGGCCCUAAUGGUCCUCAAGGACCUGUUGGGGGACAGGGUCCGACUGGUCGACCCGGGAUGGUAGGACAACCAGGUAUUGUUGGAGAGAAGGGGGAGGAUGGCGAAGCAGGUGACCCUGGUUCAGUUGGUGUUCCAGGAAGGCUAGGAGGAAAAGGAGACCAGGGGGAGAAGGGAGAUACGGGCCCUUCAGGAGCAGCUGGUCCCCCAGGAGCCAGGGGCACCGCAGGAGAGGAUGGAGCCAAGGGCAAUGCUGGUCCUAUAGGUCUCACGGGAGACCUUGGACAACAGGGAGAGGCUGGACCCAAUGGUGUGGAUGGUCUGCCCGGGUCCAAAGGAGACAUAGGAGACCCUGGGAAAUCUGGACCACCAGGUGCGGCAGGAGAACCUGGACCACCUGGACCUCCUGGGCGAAGGGGCCACUUGGGAAAACAAGGGAAGGAAGGAAAGGCAGGCCUGAAAGGAGCGAAGGGUGCUCCCGGUUUGGAGGGUCCCAUAGGCAAGACAGGGCCUGUAGGUGCCCAGGGUCACCCUGGGAAACCUGGGCCUCAAGGUUUAAGAGGGAUCCCUGGCCCUGCAGGUGAGCAGGGUUUAAAUGGACCCCCAGGCCAGACAGGACCCCCAGGUCCCAUGGGUCCACCGGGAUUACCUGGACUGAAAGGAGACCAUGGCAAGAAGGGAGACAAGGGUCAUGGUGGUCUAAUAGGUCUGAUAGGGCCACCAGGAGACAUGGGAGAGAAAGGCGACAGAGGACUGCCAGGAAACCAGGGACUACCUGGUCCAAAAGGAGAUGAGGGUCCGCUUGGUUCACCAGGUCCUCACGGUCCCCUUGGCCCCACGGGUCUGUCUGGUGCUAUUGGUUUAAAGGGCUCAAAAGGAAACCAGGGUCCAAUUGGUCCCAGAGGAGACACUGGGCCUGCAGGACCUCCAGGACCACCAGGAUUGCCAGCAGCUGGGAUUUCCCCUCUGCCAGAGCGAGGACGGAGAAGGAGAACCCACACCUUGGUGGAUGGUGCUACAUUUGAAGUGGAAGAGGAGGAGGGGGAUGCGAUAGAUGGAAGAGAGGAAGAAUGGAUGCAGGGGGACCAGGCAGAGCAGCACGGUGGGAUGAAGGAGAAGGAGGGCCAAGGCAUGGAGGAAGUGUUUGCAUCUCUGUCCUCUAUGAAAGUAGAGGUGGAGGGUCUGCGUAACCCACAAGGGACGUACCACAGCCCCGCCCGCACCUGUAAGGAGCUCUGGCUCCUCCACCCAGAUCUCCCCAACGGUGAGUACUGGAUAGAUCCAAACCAGGGUUGCCAUAGAGACUCCUUCAAGGUGUUUUGUAACUUCACUGCACAGGGAGAGACGUGUCUGUACCCUGACAAGAAGUUCCAGUCGGUGAAGUUAGCAGCCUGGAAAGGGGAGAAGCCCGGAACCUGGUACAGUAAAUUCAGGAAAGGAAAACAGUUUUCCUACUCAGGGUCAGACAGCGUUCCAGUCCACGUGGUCCAGUUGACAUUCCUGCAGCUGCUCAGCGCGACAGCCAAGCAAACCUUCACCUACCACUGCCUCAACUCCGCCGCCUGGCUGCACGCCGCCACAAUCAGCCACGAACACGCAUUGCGCUUCAGAGGCAUCAACGGGGAGGAGCUGACACAUGAGAACACACAUUACAUCAGUGCACUGUACGACGGAUGUCAGGCUCGCUCGGGGCAAGAGAGGACAGUGUUGGAAUUUGACGCUCCGCUGUCUAACACGCUCCCCAUCAUUGACGUGUCUGUGCCAGAUUUUGGGAAAGGAAACCAGAAAUUUGGUUUCCAGGUUGGCCCGGUCUGCUACAAUGGUUAAACAAGCCGGAGAGAGAUUACAACAGGAGUAAUUUAAUAAGAAAAAGAGCCAUGGACACUUUUUAAAUGCAGGGAGAAAACUACAUUCAAGACUUACUUGGUCCCACAUAUUUAUAUAUAUAUAUAUAUUGAUUUACCUACAACAGUGUUCCUUCAUCUAAACAUUCAUUCUUUUAUGCAUUCAUUCACUCAGACUCUACAAUUCUUACCAUCUCAUACAUUCUCUCAACUGACUCAAGAGCAGUGCAUAAAUGUAUUGACUGUCCUCAGUUAAACACAUUUUUUCCUUCCUCUUUGGAGGAGUAAAUGGUGCUGUCACAGUUUCAUCCAUGUCUGUUCAUACAUUUAUUGAUGUAUGCACUCAAUUCCCAUCUAUAAAUAAUCAUACACAAGUCCCCAAACAUAAGAAUCAGUGAAUCCUCUUCAAAAAUACAAAAACACCAUGUUUCAGCAACAUUCAUCCACCGUAUUGUUCUGUGUUAUCUUCAAACCUCAAUUUGUUUUUGUUGUUGUUGCCAUUUUGUUGUUAUAAUUAUGUGAUGUAUAUUGGAGUGUAAGUCAUCACGGUGCUAUUAUGUGGCUCCUUGCGGAGUACAUUUUCUUUGUAAAAGGGAACUGGGGCAGUGCAUUUUUUUAUAUUGUGAAGCCAUGUUUUAUAUUUUUUCAAGAUAACAAACAUGAUUGCCUCAAGGUCUUUCUAUGCAUAGUUGUGUGGGGAAGUGACUGAGUAACAUAUUUUAAUAAAAGUACAUAAUGUACAUUUAAGUUAAUGUGA
Molecule: messenger RNA, 2770 nt
Organism: Micropterus salmoides (largemouth bass)
Lineage: Eukaryota; Metazoa; Chordata; Actinopteri; Centrarchiformes; Centrarchidae
Product: collagen alpha-1(XI) chain-like
Exons: 22
Molecular function (GO): extracellular matrix structural constituent
Source: RefSeq, a predicted model, not a curated record